Messenger RNA from Xyrauchen texanus (razorback sucker), 3673 nucleotides. RefSeq names its product follistatin-related protein 1-like. The record is from RefSeq and is a predicted model, not a curated record. The transcript is spliced from 11 exons. Gene Ontology annotation, molecular function: calcium ion binding; protein binding. The coding region runs from base 154 to 1089 and encodes 311 amino acids. NCBI's taxonomy places the organism in Eukaryota, Metazoa, Chordata, Actinopteri, Cypriniformes, Catostomidae. Gene Ontology annotation, biological process: multicellular organism development; cell differentiation; regulation of BMP signaling pathway.
GGCUUUUCACGUGCCACGUCACGGAGGGGGGAAGAAACGGAUUCCUGAGUGCUGCUCGAAUUUCCUGCAAUCACAUCUUCAGAUUCACGGUCUACAGCGGACCGAGACGCUCUUUCUCCUUUUCAACACACUCAACCGGCUCUUCCUCAGAAAAUGAUGUUUCGAUGUUUACCAGCUGUGGUUUUCCUGCUGGCUGUAGUGUACUGUCAUGCCGAGCAGGAGGCUCAGAGUAAAUCAAAGGUGUGUGCCAAUGUGUUCUGUGGUGCUGGAAGAGAGUGUGCAGUGAAUGAUAAAGGAGAGCCCAGCUGUCUGUGCAUUGAGCAAUGCAAGCCCCAUAAGCGCUCAGUGUGUGGCAAUAAUGGAAAGACUUACCGGAACCACUGCGAACUGCACCGUGAUGCCUGCCUUACUGGUCUCAAGAUUCAAGUGGCCCAUGAUGGACACUGCAAAGAGAAGAAACAGGAGAAGGCUGCAGCCAGUCCAGUUGUGUGCUAUGUCGCUGAUCGUAAUGAGCUGCGCAGACGUGUGAUCGACUGGUUGCAGACAGAGGUUGUUCCAGAUGGCUGGUUCACCAAGGGUUCCAACUUUACUGAUAUACUUCUCAAGUACUUCAAGAAUUACGAUAACGGUGACUCUGAGCUGAAUUCUGCCGAGCUGCUUAAGUUCAUUCAGCACAACGAGACCGCAGUCCAGUUGAACUCUUACGCUGAUAAGGAGAACAACCACUUGCUCAGGAGCCUUUGUGUGGAUGCUCUUAUUGAGCUCUCCGAUGAGAAUGCUGACUGGAAGCUGAGUUUUGAUGAAUUCCUCAACUGCUUGAAACCAGGCUUCAGCCCACCUGAGAAGAAGUGCGCUCUGGAAGACGAGACCUAUGAGGAUGGAGCUGAGACACAGGUGGACUGCAAUCGAUGCGUCUGUGCAUGUGGAAACUGGGUCUGCACUGCCAUGACUUGCGAUGAGAAAACUCCAGCUAUUGAGACUGAUGGAGGUCAGGACAUGACAGAGGAGGAGUGGACCCGGCGCGUGGCUGAACUCAACAAGCAUCAGGAAACUGUGGAGAAGAUGAAGUCCAGCACAAAAGAGGUCUAAAACAAAAGACAAGCAGAGGGAGAUGUAGAAGAAAUUCCUCUCCUGCUGAUCACAAUCAGGACUCCUGAGAUUAUGUACUGUUAUUGGAAGAAAUACACAACUUUUUGAUUAAUAGGUUAUUUCUUAUUACUUUUAUUGCUGUCCUUAUUGCAUCUAUUCUUUGGUUAAUUUGUUUUAUGUUACAGUUGUACUUUUGUACGUAUUUCACAAUUAGCUUUUCACCUUUUUGUAUGUUGAUUUGUGUCUUUAAGUGCUGUAAUUUGUUUGAUUGUAUCACUCCAAACGUUGCCGAAGAGGCCUCAGCACUUUGUUUUCGGGGCCCUCUGUUUUAUUCACCAUUGUUUUAAUGUGUUAUUCUUUUUACCAUUUAUUUGUUUGUAAUAUGUGGAAAUAUGUUAUUUGUGUUUGAGACAAUGGCAAUAGAAGAAGAGAGAAUAGGAAAGAUGGGGGAGUGAGCUUGACAACCAAAGAUUACGAAGAAAUCAGCUAAGAACACAAACUGCUGGUUUUAUUACAGCUUCAAAACAAGAGAUGUCCUUUUUUACUUAGAUGGUGAAUAUUCAUAUAAAGUCACAUCAACUGAGGCUUGGUCAUGCCCACUCUCUCUCUCUCUUACGCUCAUCAUGGUGAAGACAGUCAUAGUCUUAAGACCUUUCGUAAAGGUGCUAAUGGUAGUAUUCCUCUCUUUUGCUGCUUUGUCCACUCGCUUUAGAUUGUAGGCGAUACAAAGGCCAGAAGCAUGCUUUAUGCAAGUACAUGCACACAGAUCUGAGCGCUUUGCUAACUCAUUGCUAACGUGCAAUCUGAACAUGUUUACCGCGUGUUUUUGCAUUAUGGUGGCAAUAGAAUUACCUUCAAAAUCUUUGCUAUUAAACUGAAUGUUUUGUUAUUCUUCAACUGUUGCUCCGCCAUGACAGUAGUUAGCUUAAAAGAGAAGACUCACCGUAGAAGCAGAUAGUUCACACUAAUGUCCGCUAUAGCGCAUCUUGUGGCAACGUUGAGACUGCAGCACAUAAUUACGUUGCGUUCUGAAUUGCGGUCUUACACAUUUUGAAAUGCAACAAUGCAAAAAAUCAAGCUUUUGCGUAGCUAGAUGCGUCUGCGGUCACAUACUUGCGUAGAGUGUUUUUUGGCCUUAAAGGGAUAGUUCAUCCAACAAAUUAAUAUUCAAUAUUUACUCGCCCUCAUGUCAUCCCAGAUGUUUAUGACUUUCUUUCUUCUGCUGAACACAAAUGAAGAUUUUAGAAAAAUAUUUCACCUCUAUAAAUUCAUACAAUGCAAGUGAAUGGUGGCCAGAAUUUAGAAGCUCCAAAAAGCACAUAAAGGCAGCAUAGUGGUUUAAUCCAUGUCUUCUGUAGCUAUCCAAUAGGAUUUGAGUGAGAACAGAUCAAAAUAUUACUCCUUUUUCAAUAUUAACCUUCUCCUUGGCGAUCAUGAUUUCAAGCUCGAUUACACUUCCUAUAGAGCCAUAUAGUGCUCUGCACGUGAAUCACUAGGAAGUGUAAUCGAGCUUGAAAUCAUGAUCAUGCCUAGCGAUUGCAAUGUUCAGUGAAAAAAGGAGUUAUAUUUUGGUUUGUUCCAACACAACAAAACCGACUGGAUCUUUUCUGAAGACAUGGAUUAAACCACUGGAGUCGAAUGGAUUUCUUUUAUGCUGCCAUUAUGUGCUUUUUGCAGCUUCACAGUUCUGGCCACCAUUCACUCCCAUUGUAUGGACCUACAGAGCUGAAAUAUUGUAAAAAUCUUCCUUUGAGUUCAGCAGAAGAAAAGAGUCAUACACAUCUGGGAUGGCAUGAGGGUGAGUAAAAGAUUAGAGAAUAUUAAUUUUUGGGUGAACUAUCCCUUUAAUUAGGACAUAAGACUUUAGAUGUGGGAACAGCAACAGAGACAUGAAGUGUUAAAAUGUGGCUCAGUGGAGAGAGCAAGUAAUACUUUUGAAUUAUACAGCUGAAUUGCGUAAUUUCUGUGCCACUAGAGUUACCAAAUGGAAUUGUACACAUAGUACAAACUCACACCACUGGAUGGGCCCAUGAUGUUUUGUAAGGCUGGUCAGGAUGCUCAAAUAAACAGAGCAGUUGUAUUAGUGCCACAGUGUUUACAAUUUUUGAGGCAAUCAACUUACAAAUGGCUUACUCAUAAUUGUCUCUGCAUAUUAAGCUGGGAUAGGAGUAUUUUAACGCUGAAGUAAUUACACACUCAAGUUUUAAUAUCAUACUGGGGCGACAAACAUGAUCUUUCUUCUGUGACCAUGUCAGCGCAGGUCUUGAAUUAGAUUAGGUCACCUCCUUCAUAGAUUAGAACACCUUUGCUGUACAAAUGCAUUAGCUAAACUUGAGCUUAUACUGAUGUUAGUUGCUAAAGGCAGUUUAUGUUGAAACUCAAACUGUGCUCAGUCCCACACUGAUGCGUUUUUUUAACAGGUAAAAAUAAACCAACAAGACAGAAAUCCAAUACAUAGUGGACCUGAACUGAGGUUAGUCAUGUUCUAUCAACUAACCAGUUGUUUUACAGAGAAACGACUGAGUGCAGAGAGAGUGACCUGAAACCAAAGCCUGAUGUUUAAGAUUUUUAAAAUGUACGAAAA